UGCGCCAAAAUUCAAACGACCACACAAAACGAAUGAGAAAGUGGUUGAAUUCAUUAGCUAGCUAUACACAUGAAUUAAUAGGUACUUAUAUAAAGACACCGCGUAAGGAAGCGGCAGAUUAUUGCUACAUAAGGACACUCUCCUAAUAUGAAGUCAGUCCAUCAGAGCACACAUCCAGUGAUUGACAUUUGAGCAGAAUGGAUGAGAGCCCCAGGCGGCCCCUGAUCCUAAGGAAGAGGAAACUACCCUUGGAAAAGAAAGAGGUUCGUGUCUCAUAUGAUGAGCCAGACAGACUGCAGUGCAUCCCUGAGAAUGUCCGUGUCAUGGACCACCCUUCCAUGCCAGACACACAAGUGUUGAUCAUCCCCAAGACUGCUGACCUCCAAAGUGUUAUUGAUACCCUCACUGCCAAAGGCAAAGAACGUGGCCCAGAAGGUCCCAACAAAUUCAUCUUGCUUAGUAGAAAUAGUUCAGAAGACAAACCAGAGUCUCUCUGCCAGCCGUCACUUGAUAUAAGGAAUCCAGGGCCUUUGAGUACACAGGUGGGGUAUGGACUCCUCGAAAAGUCUGGGACAGACUGUCAAGAAAAAGCCAAGCCCCUAACGGCAAUAAAACCACUGAACAAAGGGCUGGACUGCAACCCUCUAGAUGACAGCCUGACAAACAUCCAAUGGUUGGGAAGGAUGAGCACAGAUGGCUUGGAAUCAAACUCUGUUCAGAAAGUUUACAAAAAGGAGUCCCGGGAAUUGAACCCUAAACUUCCCCAGCCCACAGGAGAAGUGGUGCUUCCCACUACUAAAGAUCAACUGUCAGAGAGACCGCCAUAUUCGUACAUGGCCAUGAUCCAGUUCGCUAUUAACAGCAAAAAGAACCGGAAAAUGACCUUAAAGGAGAUCUACACCUGGAUUGAGGAUCACUUUCCUUAUUUCCGAAAUGUGGCAAAGCCUGGUUGGAAGAAUUCCAUCCGCCACAAUCUUUCCCUGCAUGAUAUGUUCAUUCGUGAGACCACUAAUGAUGGCAAGAUAUCAUACUGGACCAUUCGUCCUGAGGCUAAUCGGUGCCUGACAUUGGAUCAGGUCUAUAGGAUGGCAGUGGACUCAACGGUAUCACCUUCCCCACUCGCACCACAAGUCUCUGAACAACAACAAAAGAAGCAAAUUACUGCUGAAGUUAAGAAGGUGCCAGCUGUUGGUGGCUUUGAGAGGAAGAUGAAGCCUCUUCUGCCUCGAACAAACUCCCUCCUGGUCCCUGUCCAGCUCCCUCUUGCCCCAUCUCUCUUCCUGUCACCCAUAAACUUGCCUCCUGCAGCCAUUCAGCAUAGCUGCAUCUCAGCCCCCGGUGGAGGCAAGAUACUUCGCAUUGCCCCCAAGACUCCAGGGGAACAAGUGUCCCACCCCAAGAGAGAAGCUAGCAGUUCCCGCCGCAAGCAGCGCCUGGUCCUGGCCCCCAGCGAGGAGCCCCUUGUUCUAUUUCCAGACAGCACUUUCUUUGACUCUGGUCUGGCCUCAGACCUUUCCAGCUUCCACGACAUCAAGGACGAGCCGCACCCAGAACCAGACAGCCCGGGAAAAGAGUGCACCUUUAAGACUCCGGUCAAGGGUGCCCACCCGGCGUCCUCCACCCCCAGCAAGCCUGUCCCUACCCCACCCAGUCCCAGAAAGGCCAUGCCCCUAGGUUCCGAAGACCACGGCCUGCCAGACGUCAGUCCCAUUCAGGCGGCCAUCACACCGCGACGGCCCAGCCGUGACCCUCUCAACACGUCAAGUGCAGCCUUCAAGGAACUGUCAUUUUAUAGUGGCCCUUACGAUCUCCUGAACACCAUGCCUGACUUUCCUACCUCCCCAAAGGCCCAGGUGUCAGGCACUGGUCCUGCCCCAGCCAACCGCUCCAUCACUGAGGGCCUGGUUCUGGACACCACAAACGACAGCCUGAGCAAAAUCCUGGUGGACAUUGACUUCCCUGGGCUGGAUAGUGAAGACUUGGGGAUUGGCAAUAUCAGCUGGUCUCAAAUCAUCCCUGAUCUUAAGUGAACUAAAGCGCCCAUUGUUUCAGAAACACCCCCCCCCCCCCCCCUUGUCUGCCUUUUCUUUGCAUGCCACAGGAAAGGUACAUUUCACUGCCUCUUGGUUCCGUCUUAAGAAAGAUGUCUUUAGAAUAGUUUGCUUGUUUUUAUUUGUUUGCUUGUCUUCUCUUUUGUUGACAAAUGUAAAUAUAAUAGAUCUUUAUUUGCACAAUCUGUAUAUUUUAUUUACAUAUUUCAAAGUUUAAAUUUAUACAUCAACUCUAAUAAGACACUAUUAUGCUUGGGAAACAGAAAUCCUGGGUAACUUCCAUUUGUUGAACUGUUUGGAGUUUUUCAUAUUCUGUACAUGCAUUAAUAUUACACCACAAUAAGAAAAGGCAAAGGAUAUUUAAAGAGUACAUAGGUAGUGAUCAGGGCUCUUCUUUAAAGUUUUAGAUAAAGACAAGUGGCUCCUUACGACCCGUUUUAAAUGGCUACAGUUUCUUGUAUGUCCAUCUUUAUGUGGCUUUUUAAGAAAUCUAUGGCUUCAUCUGUACUUAAAUUCUAAUAUUACUGCCAUAAGUAGAGGAGUUUUUGUUUCAAUGCCCUUUAAUUGCUUUGUGUGACCAGGACAUGUUUCUGGGCAAAAUACUUCAGGUAGAGUGUUUCUGUGUUUGUUCCCAGUGACCCUGGUGUUUGUUUCCUCGCUUGCGCUAUUUUGAACCUGCUCCUCAGUGCCUCAAAGCUGUAAGCAAGUUCUAGGAAAGCAGUCCAACUCGCAUGGAGACCUAAACCAUGAAUCUUGUUGAAUAUCUACGUGGAUAUGAAGACCAAGAUGUCAUUUUUGUAAAGUAGGCUGUGCACGAAUCAGUGGUCACAUUGGAAACGUGCUGAAAGGCAGAAGCUGUCUUCUGGUGCAGAAACACCUGUGUAUUACACUGAACACUAUCACUGAAGCUGACAUUUCAUAAGAACUGCACUGCUAUGCAUUCAUAACAAGGUUUUUUUUUUUAAAUUAUAUGCAAAGAAUUCUGUUUGUGCUUCUCUCUGGAAUGGAAGUCUCCAAUAUGUCAUUUAUGGGAAAACUAGUCAAGUAAUUCCUGCUGGACUUUGUCACCCUCCGUCAUCAGCCCAGACCUUCACUUAUUGAUGGAAAGUCUUUGCUUUAUCAGUACUGCAAUUUAUUUUUCCAAUUGUACAUAUUUUUCCCCACGUUACAGUGUUUCCAUUAAAAAGGUAAUUUAA
Molecule: messenger RNA, 3247 nt
Organism: Paramormyrops kingsleyae
Lineage: Eukaryota; Metazoa; Chordata; Actinopteri; Osteoglossiformes; Mormyridae
Gene: foxm1
Product: forkhead box M1
Biological process (GO): G2/M transition of mitotic cell cycle; regulation of transcription by RNA polymerase II; regulation of cell population proliferation
Cellular component (GO): nucleus
Molecular function (GO): DNA-binding transcription factor activity; RNA polymerase II transcription regulatory region sequence-specific DNA binding
Source: RefSeq, a predicted model, not a curated record